AUGGCCGCUGUAUCGGAUUCAAUCGUCUUCAUAGGACAGAAUAUAACGAGCAUCCUUCUACUUGUUUUUGUCCUUCACUUUACACGCAAUUAUCUGACAUCGGGGGUAUCUGCUAUACCGGGGCCAUUUCUAGCCAAGAUAUCGAAUGUUUGGAGAUUCGUGGAUGUUGCAAAAGGUCAUGCUGAGGUGACAUUGUUGAAGCUUCAUCGCAAACACGGUGACUAUGUGCGACUUGGUCCGAACGUGGUGAGCGUUCGGGACUUGGACGCAGUCAAAAUCAUUUAUGGAAUAAACCAAGGAUAUAACAAGACCGACUUCUACAAAGUCCAGCAGCAAUUGGCCAAGGGUAAGCCCACGCCAACUCUUUUCACCACCACAGACGAAGAGUUCCAUGCCGCGAUAAAACGACCUAUAUCUUCUGCGUACUCUAUGAGUACCCUGACGGAGUUUGAGCCUUUUGUUGAUAAAACUAUCCAUGCUUUUUUCAAGAGACUGGAUGAAUUUGUGGAUGAUCAUAAGGUUUGUGAUAUUGCUACCUGGUUGCAAUACUAUGCCUUUGAUGUUAUUGGAGAAUUGACCUUUAGCAAACCACUGGGGUUCUUGGAGAAAGGAUCCGACGUGGAUGGAAUUAUUGCAGCUCUUGAAGCAAUGCUUAGUUAUUCUGGCAAGAUUGGUCAGAUCCCCUGGCUAGAUUAUCUCUUCAUCAAAAAUCCCCUCAGGGGGAUUAUUCAAGGGGGCUCCACCGGUGCGGUGGCUCGCUUUGCCCGUGCCCGGCUAGACGAGAGACUUCAAGAGUCGAAGCUGGGAGGAACAGUCGAAAAAGAAAGCCCAGUACCCCAACAAAGAGACUUUCUUGCCAGAUUUCUAGAAGCGAAAAAUCAGCAUCCCAAUAUUGUGAAUGAGAACCAAGUCUUCUCCUACACAAUCAGCAAUAUGAAUGCCGGAUCAGACACCACCGCUAUAUCGCUGCGAGCCGUUCUUUACUACACGCUCAAAACCCCACAGGUUGCGUCAAAGCUACAAAAUGAACUAGACACUGCCUUGAAAGAGAAUCGAAUCACCUUGCCGGUCUCAUGGAAGCAGAGUCAAGAACAACUGCCUUAUCUCGACGCGGUUAUCAAAGAAGCACUCCGUCUACAUCCUGCUGUGGGGCUACUCCUGGAACGAAAGGUACCUCAGGGUGGUCUCCAACUCCCAAAUGGCGGACCAUAUCUGCCCGCAGGGACAAUAGUCGGUGCAAAUCCCUGGAUAAUUCACCGACAUGCUCUUUUCGGUGAACAUGUCGAUUCAUUUCGUCCUGAGAGAUGGUUACCAGCAAACGGCGAAUCCGGUCCCGGGUUCCAGUCUCGGAAGCAGAAAAUGCUCCGUGCGACACUCACAUUUGGGGCCGGGUCGAGGACUUGUAUCGGGAAAAAUAUUAGCCUGCUGGAAAUUUACAAGUUGAUUCCUUCGCUAUUUCUCGCCUAUGAUAUUCGAUUAAAGAACCCGGAGAAGGAGUGGAAGACUACCAAUGCAUGGUUUGUACGACAAACGGGCAUCGAUGUUUUGUUGGCCCGUCGCGACUUACAAGAGGUGCCCCGUUAA
Penicillium waksmanii is the source of this 1584-nucleotide messenger RNA. Its product is annotated as cytochrome P450. The coding region runs from base 1 to 1584 and encodes 527 amino acids. NCBI's taxonomy places the organism in Eukaryota, Fungi, Ascomycota, Eurotiomycetes, Eurotiales, Aspergillaceae. Gene Ontology annotation, molecular function: iron ion binding; heme binding; oxidoreductase activity, acting on paired donors, with incorporation or reduction of molecular oxygen. The record is from RefSeq and is a predicted model, not a curated record. The transcript has 5 exons.